AUGACAAAGAAGAAAAAGUCGGAUGUCGACACUGCCGCAGUAGCAGCGACGACAGCGGCAACCACACAACAAGCAGUCGCCACCACCGCCGCCACGACCGCCACAACCCACGCCAAGACAAAAAAGAAAAGUUCGGGCGCAGCAACAAAGAGGAAGAAGAGCGAGGAGGAAAGUGACGAGGACGACUCACCACCCUCCAGCCCUUCGGGACCUCCCAAAGAGGCGUACGAAGCUUCGCCGGCAGUUGGUGGCGUUGGCUGUGGCGGCAAUGACCCGUGCCAGGUGUGCACCAGUGGCGCACCCUCCUGUCUAAUGUCCCGUCUCUCCUGGUCCACCAUACUCUGGGUCGUGUUCUACUCCCUCAAGAAGCAGAUCAAGCAGAGGGAGUUCUUCUCGCUGCGACGCGACGUCUAUGGCUAUGUCCUGCAUCACUGGGACAUGCUAUGCCCUUCAAAGAACCGUCAACACAACUGGAAGAAACAGAUACAGGAUGCAUUGUCACAUUCCCCAUUCUUCUUGUCAGGUCAGCAAAAGGUAGGAUGCAAUGGAUAUUGGAAGUUGAAGAAGUAUGUCAAUCCAUGGUCGGUGCCAAAGAAUACUACAUUGGAGGACAUUGCCAACAAGUGGUCAGAUGACAUGUCACCCGAGCAGCCAGACACCAACAACAACAACAACAACAACAAUGUCGAAGAGGAUGAGUUCGUGGAAGACCUGGACGACAACAAUCCUGACGCAAACAACAGCCCCUCUGUCGUCGACAAACAGCCAACCACAACAAUGUCCAACAAGCGCACCAAGCAUAGCCACCCCAAUGCCACUGCACCAUCCCCAGCCGGAGCAACAACAGCUGGUCUUGAUAAUAGUCAGAUGCAACAGAUGUUGAUUGGUACAUUGUCAAACUUGACACAACGAAUAGACUCACUGGAGCGACUACAUGAACAGACGCAGAGUGAGCAACAAGUAAUGACACAGCAUAUAAACAACCUGAAUGACUUUGUUCGUGGAGUGAAGCAACAACAACAACAUCAACAUCAACAGCAUCAACAUCAACAACAGCUUCAUCAUCAUCAGCAGCAGCAGCAGCAACAGUCUACAUCAACAUCAACAUCACCAUCACCCUUACCCUCAUCGUAUUACUCUCCAUCGACUAUGCCUCAGUUUACCUUGCAACAGACACUGUCCAUACUCCAACAUCAUCGUCCACACCCUUUACAACAGCUGGAACUACGCCAACACCAGCAGCAGCAAUUGCAACAGAGACAGGAGCUCCAGCUCCAACAACAGAGACAUCCGCCACUGUCCAUCCUGCCCUUCAACAAUCUGGGUGCGGGUGGAGGUGGCGGUGGCGGGUCAGGGGCUGGCACUGUACCAAAGCCGCCGCCCUCACUACACGACCUAGCUGGUAACACGAGCAACAGUAACCAUGGUCGCACAAGCUACCCUCCAUUAUCGGAUCCAACAUAUCCGAUUCGCCAUCAUCAACGCCAGCCCAAGGACUUUGUUGACAUGCCUCCGUUUGGCGGAGUCGGAAGUGUAGGAGGUGGAGGUGGAGGUGGAGGCGCGAGUGGAAUGUCCACGCCAUCAUUCACAACGCCAGACCUUCUGGCGAAUUCCUUUCGCUCCAAAUCGCCAACGACCAACCACAACAACAACAACAGACAUUCCGCCAAUGGUAGCGCCAAUGGAUCAUCAUCAUCAUCGACAACAACAACAACAACAACAACAACGACAACACAUAACGGCAACGGCAACGGCCAUGGCCACGGCCACGGCCACGGAAAUAGCAACAACAAUUUUCCAACAACACCAACCACCCCAGAACAUGGCUCAUCAACAGGGAGUAAUAGCUCAUCUCCAUCCUACCUCCACCUCCUCCACAAGAGCCGGACGACACACCACAGCAAACAACAGCAACAACAACAGCAGCAACAGACAGACUUGACUUUAGACAAGUCAACGAUACCCAUUGACAAGGCCAUUCCAGUGUCUCACAUCAUUGGAUUCCUGUUGAACGCCACAGACCAGGAUUAG
Acytostelium subglobosum LB1 is the source of this 2031-nucleotide messenger RNA. RefSeq lists its product as hypothetical. Bases 1 to 2031 code for a protein of 676 amino acids. The transcript has 3 exons. NCBI's taxonomy places the organism in Eukaryota, Evosea, Eumycetozoa, Acytosteliales, Acytosteliaceae. The record is from RefSeq and is a predicted model, not a curated record.